GUCGGUGUGAGGGAAGGAUGCCGCUGCCCGUCCAGGUCUUUAACCUGCAGGUACCGCACGGACCGAGCCCGGCCCUACCGGGUGCAGUGGAGCCCAUGCAGAUCGAUGUGGAUCCUCAAGAAGACCAACAAAACGCGCCCGAUAUCAACUACGUGGUGGAAAACCCCACUCUGGACUUGGAGCAAUAUGCAUCUAGUUACAGCGGUCUGAUGCGGAUUGAGCGGCUGCAGUUUAUUGCUGACCACUGCCCACAGCUGCGGGUGGAAGCUCUCAAGAUGGCUCUGUCGUUUGUCCAGAGAACUUUCAAUGUUGAUGUGUAUGAAGAAAUCCACAGGAAGCUGUCUGAGGCCACCAGGGAGCUGCAGAAUACACCUGAUGCUGUCCCUGAUAGCGGAAUUGAACCUCCUCCUCUCGACACAGCCUGGGUUGAAGCUACACGCAAAAAAGCUCUUCUUAAACUGGAGAAACUUGACACAGAUCUGAAAAAUUACAAAGGGAACUCCAUCAAAGAGAGUAUCAGGAGAGGCCACGAUGACUUGGGUGAUCAUUACCUUGACUGUGGGGACCUCAGCAACGCUCUCAAGUGUUACUCACGAGCCCGUGAUUACUGCACCAGUGCUAAGCAUGUGAUCAACAUGUGUCUCAAUGUCAUCAAGGUCAGUGUCUACCUCCAAAACUGGUCUCAUGUUCUGAGCUAUGUAAGCAAGGCUGAGUCUACGCCAGAAAUUGCAGAACAAAGAGGAGAAAGAGACAGCCAGACACAAGCAAUUCUCACUAAACUGAAAUGUGCAGCAGGCUUGGCUGAACUUGCUGCACGGAAAUACAAACAGGCAGCAAAGUGCUUCUUGUUGGCAUCAUUUGAUCACUGUGAUUUCCCUGAGCUGUUAUCUCCUAGCAAUGUAGCUGUGUAUGGUGGUCUCUGUGCCUUGGCUACGUUUGAUCGUCAGGAACUGCAACGGAAUGUGAUCUCCAGCAGUUCCUUCAAAUUGUUUUUGGAGCUGGAGCCACAGGUUCGUGACAUCAUCUUCAAGUUCUAUGAAUCUAAAUAUGCUUCAUGCCUGAAGAUGCUGGAUGAGAUGAAGGACAACCUGCUGCUGGAUAUGUACCUUGCACCUCACGUCAGGACACUUUAUACUCAAAUUCGAAAUCGUGCCCUAAUUCAGUACUUCAGCCCCUAUGUGUCAGCAGAUAUGCACAAGAUGGCGACUGCUUUUAAUACCACAGUGGCUGCUCUGGAAGAUGAACUUACUCAGCUGAUUUUGGAGGGACUGAUCAAUGCCCGAAUAGACUCGCACAGUAAGAUUCUUUAUGCUCGGGAUGUAGACCAGCGCAGCACAACUUUUGAGAAGUCUUUACUGAUGGGCAAAGAGUUCCAGCGACGUGCCAAAGCGAUGAUCCUGCGAGCUGCAGUGCUGCGCAACCAGAUCCACGUCAAGUCUCCUCCAAGAGAAGGUAGCCAAGGGGAGCUUACACCAGCUAACAGCCAGUCCAGAAUGAGCACCAACAUGUGAUGAUAAACUUCAUGCGUUACCAAAAGAAAUGGUCUCUCUGGGACUCUGCCCAGUGUCACACCCACAAACUGCUGAGCUUCACAAACUGUUCCUGCCUCCCUCACUUUGUGCUCGGAUUGAGAGGGUCAGGGCUGAUGAUGGAUAAUAGGAAUGUUCCAGUCACUUCAGUUCUCCUUGAAAAGAAAUUCUUUCUCAAAACGGCGUCCCUGCAAUGGGUCAUCAUUUCAGGUUUAGUAGGAUUCUCCCCUCCUUCUCCUUCACCAGUCACUCCAUAGAGUGUUGGCAGAUUAUUUAUACAGAUGCUGAUUUGAGGUUGGUUCAGCUGCUGUUAGUUUUCUUGUUUCUGAGCUGCAAAAACAGGUAGUGUUCAGCUGAACCAGCAGGAUCGCUCUAAGAUGAGUUUCACUGGUAGGAAAGUAUUGCUUUGUUUCUGAGCAAUGCUGUGCUUUCUCUUUAUUUCAAAUAAACCCUUUGAAGUGCGUUGCUCUCAGUUACGCAACUGGAGUUCUGGUUGGAGAUGUGAUUCUUUUGAGAAACUCUUAGUGUUUUGUUUGUUUUACCUGCACCUAAACACGUGGCACUGUUUCCAUGCAUUCAGUCUCAGGCCUUUAUUUUAGGUUGUUAUGUGUAUGUGGCUCUGUGUUGGUUUUCCUUCUCUUUGGUCUCUGUUUUCAAAGACUGUUUCCUGAUGUGCUUCCACUUGUGCAUGACCUGGCUUUGGGAUCCUCCCUUAUCACAGCAGUCAAUCUCUUCCUUCUGUAAAUGCUGCUCUGCUUGUACUGCCAUCGUGUGUGAUGGUUUCCCAACACGUGCAGUAGUCAGUUCUGGCAGCACAGAUAAAUGCUAUAGAAAACCAUGCAAGUCCUGGAGCAGAGCAACAGUCAAUCCAGGUGCUGCUCUGCAGGUGCAUUUAUUCCCAUUUUCCUUUUAUAAAGGGGUUAAAGUUGGCAGCCCAGGUGUGUCUGUGUGUGUGGUGUUAAUGCAAGGAGACAUGCACUGAAUCUGAAGUCACUGCAGCUUUGCAUUCAUCUUAUCCAUAAGGUAAGCUGAGAAUCUGGGUCCAGCCCUGACUGGUCCGGUAACUGACUACAGAUGUUAUUGUUCAUCUUUUUUUUUCUUAAUAAUAAUAAUAAAUGUUGUUAUAACGGUGCAUUAAA
This is a messenger RNA of Coturnix japonica (Japanese quail), 2668 nucleotides long. NCBI's taxonomy places the organism in Eukaryota, Metazoa, Chordata, Aves, Galliformes, Phasianidae. The record is from RefSeq and is a predicted model, not a curated record.